Messenger RNA from Aspergillus pseudonomiae, 1738 nucleotides. RefSeq names its product translation initiation factor eIF3 subunit i (gene tif34). Lineage: Eukaryota; Fungi; Ascomycota; Eurotiomycetes; Eurotiales; Aspergillaceae. Gene Ontology annotation, molecular function: translation initiation factor activity; protein binding; RNA binding. Gene Ontology annotation, cellular component: eukaryotic translation initiation factor 3 complex, eIF3m; cytoplasm. Bases 82 to 1089 code for a protein of 335 amino acids. Gene Ontology annotation, biological process: cytoplasmic translational initiation. The transcript has 4 exons. The record is from RefSeq and is a predicted model, not a curated record.
GGUCCCAGGAUCCAAUCUGUGAUCUUAUACCUCAAAUCCUCUCGUCGCUUUCCCCUAAUAUCAUAGCUUGGUUGGCCCAAUAUGAGGCCUAUUUUGCUUUCGGGCCAUGAACGGUCCCUCAACCAGAUCAAAUUCAACCGCGAUGGCGACCUUUUGUUUUCUGUAGCGAAGGAUAAGAUUGUGUGCGCUUGGUGGUCGGCUAACGGCGAGCGACUCGGUACCUAUAACGGACACCAGGGUGCUAUCUGGACCGUCGAUGUGAGCCCCAACACCGUUCUUCUGGCCACCGGAUCGGCCGACAACACCGUGCGACUAUGGAACGUGAAGACUGGCGAGUGUAUUAAGGUGUGGGAUUUCCCUACGGCUGUCAAGCGGGUCGAAUUCACUCCGGAUGGAAGCAGGCUGCUGGCCGUCACAGAGAAGCGUAUGGGCUUCUUGGGUACCAUCGCCGUGCUCGAUAUCAACUAUGAGGACUUGGAGGCUCAGGCUGAGGAACCCAGCUUGAGAAUCACCUGCACAGAGAGCAAGGCAACAGUUGCGGGCUGGAGUUAUUUGGGCAAGUACAUCAUUGCUGGCCACGAGGACGGUAGCGUCAGCCAGUACGAUUCGAAGACCGGUGAGCAGUUGGAGAACGUUCAGGCACACGAGUUCGACAACUUGAUCAGCGAUAUUCAAUUCUCCCCAGACCGCACAUAUUUCAUCACCGCUUCCAAAGACAAGUCUGCCAAGCUCAUUUCCAGCCGUAACCUCGCCAUCCUCAAGACCUAUGUUGCCGACACCCCCCUCAACAGCGCCGCUAUUACGCCCAAGAAGGAAUACGUGAUCCUGGGUGGUGGUCAGGCUGCUAUGGAUGUCACUACUACCUCCGCUCGUCAGGGUAAAUUCGAGGCUCGUUUCUACCACAAGGUCUUCGAGGACGAGAUUGGCCGUGUCCGUGGCCACUUCGGUCCCCUCAACACUGUCGCUGUCCACCCCGCCGGUACCUCCUACGCCUCUGGUGGUGAGGAUGGUUACGUUCGUGUUCACCACUUCGACAAGCCCUACUUUGAUUUCAUGUAUGAAGUGGAGAGGGAGCAGCUGCGCAAAUAAAGUGAUUGGCGUUUAAAAAGAGCUUUUUUCCAAUUAACGCAUGUGUCAUGAGGCAAAGACAUUUCUUACCACAAAAAAGAGUAGAAAAGGUAAAGCAGGCACGGCGGUACGAGAAGUUCUCGGGGCGAUUUAGGGCAUGAAUUCUCAUUUCAUUGAUUCCAUGAUAAAGUCGGAGUUGGUACCAUUUUCCUUUUUCUGGUCGCUUUCUGUGUCCUAAUAAAAGAACCCAGUAUUUACUUCUUACAAUUUUGCUUCAAAGUUCAUACUUCAUCAUCAUAAAUAUAUCUCUUCGUUGGCAAUUUGCUGGGUAGCACUCUAUCACAUCUAGAUAUAAACCAUAUAAAUCCCAACAUGCACCAACAACAGCAUCACGAUUUCUUUGAGGUAGUAUUUUAUAUGAAAAAAGAAAAAGAAAAGAAAAAAUCAUCUCAAUGCCAGGUCAGCGCUCUUCCGACCAGCAGAAAGUAAUGGGGAUCUCAUUGCACAAUAAAAUGCAUUAACGUAACAACCGAAAGGACAUCCGGGGACAUCAUAAAGAAGUAAGAGAGAGAAGGGUUUCAUAAAAAAGCAUCCCAUCCCGUCAAGAAAAAGCCGCAGGCUCACCCCCGGUCUAUUUACUUUUUCUUGGGGAACUUCUCCUUUCCGAUGU